GGGGUCAGCGGCAUGCAAAACUAUAUGAGUCACCGUCCACCAUGACUUAUAUAUCCUAAUCAAGCGUAGUAUCCUUGUGCUAAUUAUCGGCAGCUACAUACACUAUCGAUCAGCUGAGCACCGUGUCAGGACCACACCCCUGUGCCGGCGUAUCGCGACGCUGCGUCCGGUGGGUGGGUCAACUGAUGACCUUGACCACCAAGGGUGUCUGCUCGCCGUAUAAAAGGUGACGGACCGUGGUAGUCGGCACCAGUUGCUCUGCACACUCGUCCAGCAAACCAACCAACAUGAAGGUGUUCCUUGUUGCCGCCGUGCUGGCCGUGGCUGCCGCCGAUUCUCCGGCUCCGUACCACCCGACUCCGGCUCCGUACCACCCGGCUCCGGCCUACAAGCCGGCUCCCUACCACCCGCAGACCCAGUACAAGGAGGAGGCCAGGCCGUUCGCCUUCGACUACGCCGUCAACGACCACUACACCGGCACCAACUUCGCCCGCAACGAGCAGAGCGACGGUCACAACGUGCAGGGCUACUACUCGGUGGUUCUGCCCGACGGCCGUACCCAGCACGUCAAGUACACGGCUGACCACUACGGUGGAUACAACGCCGAGGUCACCUACGACGGAGAGGCCGCCUACCCCGAGCAGCACUCUGCAUACAAGCCGGCCCCCUACAAGCCGGCCCCCUACCACCCGGCCCCUGCCUACAAGCCGGCCCCCUACCACCCGGCCCCUGCUUACAAGCCGACCCCUGCCUACAAGCCCGCACAUUAUUAAUGCAGUGUUGCUUGGUCUAAGGAGUAAAUGAGUUGUGGAAUGUACUAUUUAUCGUGUUGAUAAAUGUAUUGUAAAUAAAUGUUUGUAUUCGCAUAACA
Messenger RNA from Amphibalanus amphitrite, 871 nucleotides. RefSeq names its product cuticle protein 7-like. The record is from RefSeq and is a predicted model, not a curated record. Bases 288 to 773 code for a protein of 161 amino acids. Lineage: Eukaryota; Metazoa; Arthropoda; Thecostraca; Balanomorpha; Balanidae. Gene Ontology annotation, cellular component: extracellular matrix. The transcript is spliced from 2 exons.